Molecule: messenger RNA, 822 nt
Organism: Trichomonas vaginalis G3
Lineage: Eukaryota; Parabasalia; Trichomonadida; Trichomonadidae
Product: glycoprotein 38 family
Exons: 1
Source: RefSeq, a predicted model, not a curated record
ACAUAUUAUCUCUUUGCAACAGAAAGCAACGCUUCCAGCGCCUCUGUCACUAGCGUCAAAACAUCACAAAAUGUUAGCACUGCAACAGCCGUAGCAAGCACGAACAAGACAGAAUGGACUUUCAAAGUUAACGCUCCAGAGGAUCAUAAUAAGACAAAGUUACUUGUUGUUGUUGAGUUCGCCGCCAAUCAUACAUCCGAGUUAGGUACCGGCAAUGUUACAUAUUCUCUUGGAAAGUCUCCAUAUUUAUCUGCGCCAACUGUUGUUGCUGAAAAUCAUACAGGACCAUUCAAGGCCGGUGAAUAUAUUCCAGUUAAAGUUACAUUACAACACUUUGAGGCAAAGACAGGAAACUUCCAAUAUAGAUUCUAUGCAGAUCAGAAAUGGAUAGAUCUCCCAGACGACAAUGUAACUGAAGUAGAAACCCCAUCUGCAAUUAAGAAAUUACAUGCCGACGAAGGCAAAACAUAUCUACUCAACAUUCCAGCUCCAAAGUAUGAAGAUAUCAAAGAAGAUGGGAAAGUUAAACUUCAAAUUAGGUUAGCUGGAUCCAAAGAUCAAGCUCAAUCCAAUAUCAUUGAAACAGAGGUUUCACUUCAGAAACAACAAUACGUUGCACCAAGCCCUGAUGAUUCCAAGCCAACUCCAACACCUGAAAAUAGUGGACUUACUGGUGGACAGAAGGCUGGUAUUGUUAUUGGCGUUCUUCUUGCUGUUAUCCUUAUUAUUCUCAUCAUCUACUUCGUUUUCUGCAGGAAACCAUCUAAAGAUAAAUCAUCAUCUGAUAUCCAAGAUGAUUCCGGCUCCGGUGUUAAUGUGUAA